Leguminivora glycinivorella is the source of this 5956-nucleotide messenger RNA. RefSeq names its product DNA-directed RNA polymerase II subunit RPB1-like. Gene Ontology annotation, molecular function: DNA binding. Gene Ontology annotation, biological process: transcription by RNA polymerase II. Gene Ontology annotation, cellular component: RNA polymerase II, core complex. NCBI's taxonomy places the organism in Eukaryota, Metazoa, Arthropoda, Insecta, Lepidoptera, Tortricidae. The record is from RefSeq and is a predicted model, not a curated record.
AAUGGCUACGAAUGACUCCAAGGCGCCUUUGCGCCAAGUAAAAAGGGUACAGUUUGGUAUAAUUUCGCCAGAUGAAAUACGACGUAUGUCAGUCACGGAAGGGGGUAUCCGCUUCCCCGAAACCAUGGAAGGCGGAAGGCCCAAGCUUGGAGGCCUCAUGGAUCCUCGACAAGGGGUGAUCGACAGAAGCUCCCGAUGCCAGACGUGUGCUGGCAACAUGACUGAAUGCCCUGGACACUUUGGCCAUAUUGAUCUAGCCAAGCCAGUAUUUCACAUUGGUUUCAUAACAAAAACUAUAAAAAUAUUAAGAUGUGUUUGUUUCUAUUGUUCAAAACUGCUUGUUAGUCCGACAAAUCCAAAGAUAAAAGAAGUUGUGAUGAAGUCAAAAGGACAGCCUCGUAAAAGAUUAACUUAUGUGUAUGACUUAUGUAAAGGCAAAAACAUUUGUGAGGGUGGUGAAGACAUGGAUAUAGGGAAAGAAGGGGAGGAGGCUAAGAAAGGCUCGGGCCAUGGAGGUUGUGGUCAUUACCAGCCUUCAAUCAGGAGACAGGGACUUGACCUUUCAGCUGAAUGGAAACAUGUCAAUGAAGACACACAAGAGAGAAAGAUCAUCAUUACUGCUGAAAGAGUUUGGGAAAUUCUAAAACACAUUACUGAUGAGGAGUCCUUUAUCCUGGGAAUGGAUCCAAAAUUUGCCAGACCUGAUUGGAUGAUAGUCACAGUUCUUCCUGUUCCACCAUUGUCAGUGCGACCGGCUGUGGUCAUGUUUGGGGCUGCCAAGAAUCAGGAUGAUCUGACACACAAACUUGCUGACAUCAUCAAAGCAAACAAUGAGUUACAAAGAAACGAACAGUCUGGGGCUGCCGCUCAUGUUCUCGCUGACAACAUUAGAAUGCUUCAGUUUCAUGUGGCCACUUUUGUUGAUAAUGACAUGCCUGGUAUGCCAAAAGCCAUGCAAAAAUCUGGUAAACCACUUAAAGCAAUCAAAGCACGACUGAAGGGAAAAGAAGGAAGGAUUCGAGGAAAUCUCAUGGGAAAACGUGUUGAUUUUUCGGCACGUACUGUCAUUACACCAGAUCCCAACUUGCGUAUUGAUCAAGUAGGAGUACCACGAUCAAUUGCUCAAAACUUAACAUUCCCAGAGUUAGUAACACCAUUCAAUAUAGACAGAAUGCAGGAGCUUGUACGACGAGGCAAUGCUCAAUACCCAGGGGCCAAGUACAUUGUCCGGGACAAUGGAGAGAGGAUAGACUUGAGAUUCCACCCUAAACCAUCAGAUUUGCAUUUACAAUAUGGAUACAAAGUCGAGCGCCAUCUGAGAGAUGACGACUUGGUUAUUUUCAAUCGUCAGCCAACACUACACAAAAUGAGUAUGAUGGGUCACAGAGUAAAAGUACUGCCAUGGUCAACAUUUCGUAUGAAUUUAAGUUGCACUUCACCUUAUAACGCCGAUUUUGACGGAGACGAAAUGAACUUGCAUGUGCCCCAGUCCAUGGAGACUCGUGCUGAAGUAGAAAACAUUCACAUAACACCUCGACAGAUUAUUACUCCACAAGCUAACAAACCCGUCAUGGGUAUUGUGCAGGACACUCUUACUGCUGUUCGAAAAAUGACUAAGAGAGAUGUUUUCUUGACAAAAGAACAGGUCAUGAACCUUCUGAUGUUCUUACCCACUUGGGAUGGUAAAAUUCCUCAGCCUUGCAUUUUGAAACCCCAGCCAUUAUGGACUGGAAAGCAAAUAUUUACUCUGAUCAUCCCAGGCAACGUCAACAUGAUUCGCACGCAUUCCACUCAUCCUGAUGAAGAAGAUGAUGGGCCUUACAAAUGGAUUUCCCCUGGAGAUACUAAAGUAGUAGUAGAGCAUGGAGAGCUCCUCAUGGGAAUAUUGUGUAAAAAAUCACUUGGUGCCUCUGCUGGUUCUCUUCUGCACAUUUGCAUGUUGGAGCUGGGCCAUGAAACUGCUGGACGAUUUUAUGGUAAUAUUCAAACUGUGAUUAACAACUGGCUCUUGCUGGAAGGCCAUUCCAUUGGUAUUGGAGACACUAUUGCCGAUCCGCAAACAUAUCAAGAAAUUCAGCGCGCUAUAGUUAAAGCUAAGGAUGAUGUAAUAGAGGUCAUUCAAAAAGCUCACAACAUGGAAUUGGAGCCUACUCCUGGUAAUACCUUGAGGCAGACAUUCGAGAAUCAAGUGAAUCGUAUUCUUAAUGACGCUCGUGACAAGACUGGUGGAUCAGCUAAGAAAUCACUGACUGAAUACAAUAACCUCAAAGCUAUGGUGGUAUCAGGUGCCAAGGGAUCCAACAUUAACAUUUCCCAGGUUAUAGCUUGCGUGGGACAACAAAACGUUGAAGGUAAACGUAUUCCAUUCGGUUUUAGAAAGAGAACUCUACCACACUUCAUCAAAGACGAUUAUGGUCCCGAGUCCAGAGGUUUUGUAGAAAAUUCGUAUCUUGCCGGUCUAACCCCCUCGGAGUUCUAUUUCCACGCCAUGGGAGGUCGUGAAGGUCUUAUUGAUACUGCCGUAAAGACCGCUGAAACUGGUUAUAUCCAACGUCGUCUCAUAAAGGCUAUGGAGUCUGUAAUGGUUCACUACGACGGAACCGUGCGUAACUCCGUCGGACAGCUCAUUCAGUUGAGAUACGGCGAGGACGGCCUGGCUGGAGAAACUGUAGAGUUCCAAAAUCUACCAACUGUGAAAUUAUCGAACAAGGCCUUUGAAAAGAAAUUCAAAUUUGACCCUUCAAAUGAACGAUACCUAAAGAGAAUAUUCAAUGAAGAAAUUAUUAAAGAGCUCACGGAAUCCGCAUACGUUAUUGCCGAUCUUGAAAGCGAAUGGGAGCAACUCAAUAAGGACAGAGAAGUGUUGCGUCAGAUCUUCCCCAGUGGAGAAUCUAAAGUUGUACUCCCAUGCAACUUCAAGAGAAUGAUCUGGAAUGUUCAGAAGAUUUUCCAUAUAAACAAACGUAUGCCAACAGACCUAAGUCCCAUCAAAGUUAUACAAGGAGUCAAGGACCUUUUGAAAAAAUGUGUCAUUGUAGCUGGCGAAGAUCGCUUAUCAGUACAGGCUAAUGAAAACGCUACUUUAUUGUUCCAAUGUCUCGUGAGAUCUACACUUUGCACAAAGUUUGUUGCUGAAGAAUACAGAUUAUCAAGUGAGGCAUUUGAGUGGUUGAUUGGAGAAAUUGAGACUCGCUUCCAACAGGCUCAAGUUAACCCGGGAGAAAUGGUGGGCGCCCUGGCCGCGCAAUCUCUGGGAGAACCCGCCACUCAGAUGACACUGAACACUUUCCAUUUUGCUGGUGUGUCGUCCAAAAACGUAACGCUUGGUGUGCCACGUCUGAAGGAAAUUAUCAAUAUUUCCAAGAAACCAAAGGCGCCUUCCCUAACCGUGUUUUUAACAGGCGGUGCGGCACGUGAUGCUGAGAAAGCUAAGAAUGUACUUUGCAGGCUGGAACACACAACAUUGCGUAAAGUUACCGCUAAUACAGCUAUUUACUAUGACCCUGACCCUCAAAAUACAGUUAUUGCUGAAGAUCAAGAGUUCGUCAAUGUCUACUAUGAAAUGCCUGACUUUGAUCCUACAAAGAUUUCACCCUGGCUUCUACGUAUAGAGUUGGACCGUAAGAGGAUGACAGAUAAGAAACUUACCAUGGAACAGAUCGCAGAAAAGAUUAACGCCGGUUUUGGAGAUGACUUGAACUGUAUCUUCAACGACGAUAACGCAGAAAAGCUUGUAUUGCGUAUCAGAAUCAUGAAUAACGAAGAAAGCAAAUUCCAAGAUAAUGAUGAAGAGACAGUAGAUAAAAUGGAAGAUGACAUGUUCUUGCGCUGUAUUGAAGCCAAUAUGUUGUCAGACAUGACGCUGCAGGGUAUAGAAGCGAUCGGUAAAGUAUACAUGCACUUGCCUCAAACGGAGGCGAAGAAACGCAUUAUUAUCACUGAACAGGGAGAGUUCAAGGCUAUCGCCGAAUGGUUAUUGGAAACUGACGGUACUUCUCUCAUGAAAGUAUUGUCCGAAAGGGACGUCGAUCCGAUCAGAACGUUCAGUAACGACAUUUGCGAAAUAUUCCAAGUGUUGGGUAUCGAGGCCGUGCGUAAAUCAGUAGAGAAGGAAAUGAACGCUGUGCUGCAGUUCUACGGUCUGUACGUCAACUAUCGGCAUCUUGCGUUGCUUUGUGAUGUCAUGACGGCUAAAGGUCACCUUAUGGCUAUCACCCGUCACGGUAUCAAUAGACAAGACACUGGCGCGCUCAUGAGAUGCUCGUUCGAGGAAACUGUAGACGUGCUGCUGGACGCUGCCAGUCAUGCUGAAGUGGAUCCGAUGAGAGGAGUGUCGGAAAAUAUUAUCAUGGGACAGUUGCCAAGAAUGGGCACAGGAUGCUUCGAUUUGCUCCUCGACGCCGAGAAAUGCAAGCACGGUAUGGAAAUGGGCGGUCUCGGCGUCGGCAUGGGCGUCGGCGGCGGCAUGUACUUCGGCGUGGGCACGCCGUCUAUGACGCCACUCAUGACUCCCUGGUCUACGCAGAACACGCCGGGCUAUGGCAGCAGCGUCUGGUCUCCUGGUCAAGUGGGAAGCAUCAUGACGCCCGGCGGGCCGUCGUUCUCGCCGUCCGGGGCAUCGGACGCUUCGGGCCUGUCGCCCGCCUACAGCGCCUGGUCGCCGCAGCCCGGCUCCCCCGGCUCGCCCGGCCCGCCGCUGUCGCCCUACGCCUCCCCGGGCGCCUCGCCCUCCUACUCGCCCACCAGCCCCGUGUACGCCGCCGCCUCCCCCAGCCUCACCCCCGCCUCCCCGCACUACUCGCCCACCAGCCCCUCCUACUCGCCCACCUCGCCCAACUACUCCCCGACCUCCCCCAUCUACUCCCCGGCCUCCCCGAGCUAUUCGCCCACGUCGCCCGGCUACUCGCCGACUUCCCCGUCAUAUUCGCCCACGUCCCCCAGCUACUCCCCGACGUCGCCGAGCUACUCCCCUACGAGCCCGGCCUACUCUCCCACAUCCCCGAGUUACUCGCCCACUUCACCCAGCUACUCACCGACGAGCCCCUCCUACUCGCCCACGAGCCCGUCUUACUCUCCGACGAGUCCCGCGUACUCACCCGCGUCUCCGGGCUACUCGCCAUCAUCGCCGAGCUACUCGCCAACGAGCCCCGUCUACAGUCCCGCGUCCCCGAGCUAUUCGCCCUCGUCGCCGAAUUACACGCCAACAUCCCCCGCGUAUUCUCCUACGAGUCCGUCGUACUCUCCCACUUCUCCGGCGUACUCUCCCACUUCGCCGAGCUACUCGCCGUCGUCCCCGAAAUAUUCCCCGACUUCGCCGAACUAUUCCCCGACUUCCCCGUCGAUCGCGGGCGGCAGUCCUACUUAUUCCCCGACCAGCCCGCAAUACUCGCCGACGAGCCCUCAGUACUCGCCGGCCAGCCCGGCGUACUCGCCCUCGUCGCCGCAGCACCCGGGCAGCACGCGCUACUCCCCAUCCUCCCCGAACUACUCUCCGUCUUCCCCGAACUACUCGCCGUCGUCGCCGGGCUACUCGCCCUCGUCGACCAAGUACUCGCCGACGUCGCCCACUUACACUCCUACGUCACCCAAUUACUCUCCUUCUUCCCCCGCCUACUCCCCUUCGUCCGCCGGUCCGACUUCCUAUUCCCCGACUUCACCAAACUACUCGCCGACUUCACCAUCGUAUAACGAAGAUGAUGAUUAGGUUAUAAGUACUCAUAGUUCGCGUUAUUGAUUUAUAAUUCAUAUUCGUUAUAUCGAAUGUCUUAUCUGAAAAAUAUUUGUUUUUAUUUCGAAUUUUCGACAUUCUAGUAGCAUCGCUUAAAAGCUUUGCUGAAAAGUAUUUAAGAAAUAUUAAAUUAGAUUAAGAAAGAAUGACUGUUUUCGGUGUAAGGAUUUAAGGAAUAAGAAAGUUCGUGUUACAUAAUAUUAGUGUAAUAAAAACUAAAAAAAUAAA